AUGGCGUGGCCAACACGCAACAACAAGUCAAUUAUCUCGGAGGCCGCGUUUCAAUGGUCCGAUGCCGAAUUGGAUAAUUGGAGAACCGAACAUCUCAAAAAUCCCGAGACUCUUCUGUUGUCUCCGUCGCCUGAUCCAUCAACCGCCGCGAGAACACCCACCGCUCGACCUCUUUCAUACAACUAUCAGUUCCAGCUUCCCUCCACACAAUUCCCCUCUACGCCCGUUGCCCCUGGGGCAAUGCUGUCCCCCACUCCUUCGUCGUUAUAUCUAGACCCAGGCGCUAUCAAGCGGUCCGUGAACAACCACAGCCCAAGAUCCGUUCCAACCCAAGCAACCCACACCGCCCCCUCCCCAGCAAGCCUUUAUGACGUUGGAUGUUCCAGCCCCUGGGAUGACCUCCCAGUCUCGACACCCAUAAUAAAAGAGACACCUCAGCUGGAUGAGGCGAGUAAUGGGCACAACCAGACCAGAAUGCCGGGUCGCUCUCGUCAACGUGGAGCCAAAAGAAAGGAGAACGAGAAUUAUGGAACCUUCAAAUGCGAAUGGAAGGGCUGUCAAUAUGACCGUCUAUUCUCGCGCAAGGGUGUGCUUAUGCGGCACAUUCAGACUCAACAUAUCAAUCCGCGGGCUUUCAAGUGUCCCUGGUGUGACCAUGCUUCGAGUCGACGGGAGAAUUUGAAAGCGCAUAGACAAUCGAUUCACAAGGAAACUUUGUAA
This is a messenger RNA of Penicillium crustosum, 720 nucleotides long. RefSeq lists its product as uncharacterized. The record is from RefSeq and is a predicted model, not a curated record. The transcript has 2 exons. NCBI's taxonomy places the organism in Eukaryota, Fungi, Ascomycota, Eurotiomycetes, Eurotiales, Aspergillaceae. Gene Ontology annotation, biological process: regulation of transcription by RNA polymerase II. Gene Ontology annotation, cellular component: nucleus. The coding region runs from base 1 to 720 and encodes 239 amino acids. Gene Ontology annotation, molecular function: RNA polymerase II cis-regulatory region sequence-specific DNA binding; DNA-binding transcription factor activity, RNA polymerase II-specific.